CACCCGGUAGUGCUUCCGCAUUUGAACCGCCGGUAUUUUAAUGUAACCUGUGCUCCUCCGGCAAUGGACGGGAAAACUGUGAAGGCAAUACUGUUCGACUUGGACAACACACUCAUUGAGACAAGUCGGGCAGGUGGAGUGGCGAUACAGAAGACCAGUGAACUUCUGAAGACCACACUGGGCAUCGAUGACAACACCAUAUGCAGUAUUUGUGACAAGUUCAAGCAGAAGCUUCUACAGGAGAGUUUUGACCCAGCAUCAGGCAGAUCCAUAGAUGAUGUUCGAGUGGGUCACUGGGAGGAGAGCAUCCAGGAGACCGUGGGCAGUAGUUCCCCGGUCUCUCUAGCAGCUCAGUGCUACUACAUGUGGAAAAACAGUCGCCUGGAGCUUCUCAGCCUGUCCCCUCCAGUAUGUGACCUCCUGAAACAACUGCGCAGCAGAUACAAGCUGCUAUUGCUGACCAACGGGGAAACUCAGACCCAGAGAGAGAAGGUGGAGGCUGUCAGUUGUGAGGAGUUGUUUGAUGCCAUCGUGAUUGGGGGAGAACAUGCAGAGCAGAAACCAUUCCUCUCCAUCUUCACAUUGUGUUUCAGCAUGCUGGGGGUAAAGGCCCAGGACUGCGUUAUGGUUGGAGACUCUCUGGACACAGAUAUUCAGGGGGGCUUUAAUGCCAGAGUACGAGCUACAGUUUGGAUCAGCAGUGCAGGAGGUGCGGUGCCAGAUGGUUCAGUGAAACCAGACUACACCGUCCCUACUGUGUUAGACCUGCCACAUGUUCUGGCACAACUGGAAUAAGGACAACUCGUAACUAGAGCUGAACAAUAUGCAAAAAUAUAAUAUAUAAUCAUAUUGAGAUUAUUUUUGGCAGGUAUUGUAAUUACGAUAUGAGUCACUAUUUCAGUUUGUCAUCACUUUUGCAUUUGAUUUUCACUGAAAGCAUUUUAAAAAGAUGAUGUGAUUUUAGUUGGGGCUUGUACCAACAAAACAUGUUUGAAAAAUAUGAUUUGAAGGCCAAGGCAUCUCUGUAGCACAACACACACACACACGCAUGCAAAAAAUGGACAAUGUUGAUUGCAGCUCCUGCAAUUUGGAUGUUGCACUUGGCCAUAUUUUGAUUAUGUUUCGAUUAAUUGUGCAUCUCUACUGGGGACUGAAACCGUGUGUGACAUCACUUCAAGUGGGAUUUUGUGGAAAUUUGGAUUCUUAUGGAUAUGUUUGAAUGUUUAAUUAUUUUAUGGUGUUUAAGUACAUUUACUCAUGUACUGCAUUCAGUUUUGUGAUAUAUGUACUUUACUUGAGCAUUUCCAUGACAUGUUGUUUGUACUCCACAAGACAACUAGUUACUCUUCGGAUCAAAGCUUAUAAAUUACAACUGUUUAAUACAUUGUAUACUGUAAUUAAAACUAGUUCCACCUCAGGUACCUAUAGCAGUAAAUGCUACAUAUGCAUCAACAAUAUAAUAAUGUAACAUGUAAAUAUAAGUUGCAGGGGUCAUUAUGUUUUGUCAUUAUUUUAUGAUAUUACUGAUAUUUUAAAGCAGAACUUUGUAGUAUGGAGUUGGUACUUUUACAAACAAUGGAUCUGAAUACUGUAUUUCCACAAUUGUUCACACAUGGUGUAGUGCCAUAAGAAUCAGCAACAGAACAGAGGAAAGUGGUACAGCACAUUAUUUUUAUUCAACACUCAGAAUGACUGUACAAAAGCCCUUUGGGUUAUUUUUUUACACACCUCAACAGAACAUGUCACUACAUUCAUUCCAUCAUAUGCUGCUAAUGUGGUCAUUUUCUCUCGGUCUUGGCUAAUAAAACACUUUGGACAAAGCAGUUACUUACA
Messenger RNA from Seriola aureovittata, 1833 nucleotides. RefSeq names its product N-acetylneuraminic acid phosphatase (gene nanp). The coding region runs from base 64 to 795 and encodes 243 amino acids. Gene Ontology annotation, molecular function: hydrolase activity. NCBI's taxonomy places the organism in Eukaryota, Metazoa, Chordata, Actinopteri, Carangiformes, Carangidae. The record is from RefSeq and is a predicted model, not a curated record. The transcript is spliced from 2 exons.